AUGUGUCACCGAGCUCACAUUGAAGCUAUUGAUCGUACUUUAAGAGAUAUUAAAAAUUGCGAUAAAUUGAUGGGAGGUACAACGUUCGUCUUUGCUGGUGAUUUUCGUCAAACCUUGCCAGUUAUUGCAAGAGGAACUAGGGCGGACAUCGUUAAAGUAUGUCUUAAAUCAUCGCCUAUUUGGAGAUUUGUGCAGAAAUUCAAUUUGAGAACAAAUAUGGGGGUGUAUCUCGGCGGAGGUAAUGCUCAAUUCCCUUCAAUGCUAUUAACUAUUGGAGAUGGGACGAUACCGAAUGAUAAUGGCAAUAUAUCCAUUGAUCAAAGAAUAGGUAAUGUAGUUGAUAACAUCAACGAUUUAAUAUCCAAGGUUUACCCUGAUAUCGAACAUUUUUUACAAAAAUCAUACCAUUGCCUAUGUGAAAGAGCAAUUAUAACCGCACGAAAUAUAUCUGGUUUAGAAAUCAACAACAUUAUUUUACAAAAAUUAGUUGGAGAAAGUAAAGAAUAUCGAUCAAUAGAUACAGUUUUGAACACUGAAGAUGCAGUACAUUACCCUCUAGAAUUCUUAAAUUCUCUUAAUCCGGAAGGGUUCCCACCACAUAAUCUUCAACUAAAGGUUGGAGCUCCAAUAAUUUUGCUACGCAAUCUGAAUCCUCCCAACCUAUGCAACGGCACUCGAUUGCAGGACCUGCAACAGGCGAGAUCGCCCUUAUACCUCGCAUACCUAUGA
Molecule: messenger RNA, 729 nt
Organism: Osmia bicornis bicornis
Lineage: Eukaryota; Metazoa; Arthropoda; Insecta; Hymenoptera; Megachilidae
Exons: 2
Coding region: 1-729 (242 amino acids)
Biological process (GO): telomere maintenance; DNA repair
Molecular function (GO): DNA helicase activity
Source: RefSeq, a predicted model, not a curated record